UCCUACAACUUUCACCGUUCCUUCUCUUUCUCUCUCCCUUGCUCGAAACAAAACAACACAACCGGAAAAACCAUUCGUCUUGGUCUUGUGCCGCCGUUGUUUUCCACUAUCAACGCUUCGUUGUUCCGUGGUGAGCUGUGGAGGUGGGUGCUUGUUCGAUGGGGAAAUACAUGAAGAAAGCGAAACCAAAAGGAGAACUGCCUCUGGUGGAGUCCACCACCAACAACACUACCACCUCCUACAUGGGGGUUCGAACCCGCGCCAAAACCCUAGCUCUCCAAAAUUCUCAUCCUCAACCCCAAGGCUCUCCCACCUCCGAUUCCUACCUUCAGCUUCGGAGUCGUCGCCUUCACAAGCCUCCGAUUUCAAACCAUUCUUCUAAGCGUUCCAAACAGCCAAACCCUAAGUCCUCAACCCCUAACCGUCCCGGGCUCGGACUAGCUUUGGAAAAUGAUGCUCUAUCCCCUCGUAAUCUUCAACACAAGGAAGAGAAUAUUCUGCAUGAGAACGUCGAGGGUCAAGAAGCUUCCUUCGGAGAAAAUGUUUUGGAUUUUGAAGGUAGAGAGAGAAGCACCAGGGAAUCCACACCUUGCAGUUUGAUAAGGGACCCAGAUAUUGUCAGGACUCCUGGUUCAACUACCAGGCCUACUUGUUCGGCUGAAGCUCAACGAAGAACUGAGCAUGCAGCUAGAAGGCUAAUCCCAACUGCACAUGAAAUGGAUGAAUUCUUUGCUGAAAUUGAAGCGACUCAGCAAAGGCAGUUCAUUGAGAAGUACAACUUCGAUCCUGUGAAUGAGAAGCCACUCCCUGGGCGUUAUGAAUGGGAAAAGUUGAAAUCUUAGAAGGCUAGCUUAGUGUUCCAUCAAGUCAUCUUUGAAGUAGCAGGGUUAGAAUUUGUUGAAGCAGUGGUGGUGUUAUUUCCCUUUUCCAUCACCUUCUAUUUACUUGUAAAGAAAGUAGGAGUUUCAAAAUGUGUAGACUAAUGGUCUGUAACUUUACAGAGGUGAUGAUUACACAACAAUACAAAUCAAAGUCCUUUGUCUAACAGAUCAUGUCAUGGGGGGCAAGGAAAUGGGCUGUAGGUUGUAGGAUUAGGGAUAAGCCAAAUUAGGUCAGUAUGAGGUACAGGAAUUUAUUUAGGUUUUCUUUUGUUCUUGUAUUUUACUUUUCCUUGUCUAUACUUGUACUGAUGGAACUUGAACAAACUUUUAGAAAUAAAGACCAGAUUCCCCCAUGAAAAUGUCUGGCACUUCCUUUGUCAUCUGUGUUCUGCUCUUCGAAAUAUUGGCAUUGUUUCCACGAGACACUGAAUCUUUCAUUUGUUUUUUAGAUGAUACCAGCUGUUUUUGUGGGCUGUAGUAAUAUUG
Messenger RNA from Abrus precatorius (Indian licorice), 1367 nucleotides. Its product is annotated as cyclin-dependent kinase inhibitor 4. Gene Ontology annotation, biological process: negative regulation of cyclin-dependent protein serine/threonine kinase activity. Gene Ontology annotation, molecular function: cyclin-dependent protein serine/threonine kinase inhibitor activity. Gene Ontology annotation, cellular component: nucleus. The record is from RefSeq and is a predicted model, not a curated record. The coding region runs from base 159 to 842 and encodes 227 amino acids. The transcript has 3 exons. NCBI's taxonomy places the organism in Eukaryota, Viridiplantae, Streptophyta, Magnoliopsida, Fabales, Fabaceae.